Molecule: messenger RNA, 8736 nt
Organism: Ochotona princeps (American pika)
Lineage: Eukaryota; Metazoa; Chordata; Mammalia; Lagomorpha; Ochotonidae
Gene: ACACB
Product: acetyl-CoA carboxylase beta
Exons: 53
Coding region: 190-7536 (2448 amino acids)
Biological process (GO): fatty acid biosynthetic process
Molecular function (GO): ATP binding; acetyl-CoA carboxylase activity; metal ion binding
Source: RefSeq, a predicted model, not a curated record
CCUUGAAGGUUAAGUGAUCCGGGGCUAUUUUUAAAACAGCUGGGGCCAGUUAAUCUGAAAGUGACAUUUAAAGUCACAGCAGCUAGCCUCGGCAAACAAGGAACUUGGAAAAGCGUAACCCUGAGCCCACGGUUCCACAAUUUGAAAAGCUAUGGAGCAGGAGAGCUGGGACGCUGAGGGAUUUCCUGAAUGGUCUUGUUGCUUUUCCUGUGUGGCCUGAUUCUCUCCUGCCUGACCUUUUCCUGGUUAAAGUUCUGGGGGAAGAUGACGGACUCUCAGCCAGUCACCAGCAGUCCCCCUUUGGGGAACUCCAACCUGAGCCAGGAGCCCUUGGCAGCUGCAGAAGGCUCAGGGGAGCCCCCACAGGUCAACGGCAAACCUAAGCCAGCCCCCCAUCGGGGCACCAGGGACGCCCAUGCUACUGGCCGCAGGAGAAACUCACUCCCGACCUCGCGGCAGAAGCUCCCCAAACCCCCCUCUUCUCCCAACAACGUAUCGCCCUCCCCAGAAACCCAGGCCAGCAAGAUGGGGACUCAACACCUGGAUGCCCCAGAUGCCAAUGGACUGCCUGGCCCAGCUCAGCCCCAGGGACUGGCAGCCUGUGUCCCAUCCCGGGAGGACGAGAAGCAAGAACACAUCAAGAGACAGCUGAUGACCAACUUCAUCCUGGGUUCCUUUGACGACAACUCCUCCGAUGAGGAUUCGGGUGCCACUGCCUUCCGCAUCUCGUCCAGGAAGGGCAGCCGGGCCAGCCUGGGGAUCCUGUCCCCUGAGGGGCUUCCAACACUAGGAGAAGCUGAGACCCAAAUGAGGCCAAGCAUGUCUGGUCUGCACCUGGUGAGGAGAGGCCGGGAGCACAAGAAGCUGGACCUACAUAGAGACUUCACCGUGGCUUCCCCAGCCGAGUUUGUCACACGCUUUGGGGGCAACCGGGUCAUUGAGAAGGUACUCAUCGCCAACAACGGCAUCGCGGCUGUGAAGUGCAUGCGCUCCAUCCGCAGGUGGGCCUACGAGAUGUUCCGCAAUGAGCGGGCCAUCCGGUUUGUAGUCAUGGUGACCCCAGAGGACCUCAAGGCCAACGCAGAAUACAUCAAGAUGGCGGACCAGUAUGUCCCUGUCCCAGGAGGACCCAAUAACAAUAACUAUGCCAAUGUGGAGCUCAUCAUGGACAUUGCCAAGAGGAUCCCUGUGCAGGCUGUGUGGGCUGGCUGGGGCCAUGCCUCCGAAAACCCCAAGCUGCCGGAGCUACUGUGCAAGCACGGGAUUGCCUUCUUAGGUCCCCCCAGUGAGGCCAUGUGGGCCUUGGGAGACAAGAUCGCCUCCACCAUCGUGGCCCAGACCCUGCAGAUUCCCACACUGCCCUGGAGUGGAAGCGGUUUGACGGUGGCAUGGGAGGAGGACGGGCUGCAGCAGGGGCGGGUCAUCCACGUCCCUGAAGACGUCUAUGACCGAGGCUGCGUGAAAGAUGUGGAGGAGGGCUUGGAGGCGGCUGAGAAGAUUGGUUUUCCGCUGAUGAUCAAGGCCUCUGAGGGCGGCGGUGGCAAGGGCAUCCGGAAGGCCGAGAGCGCAGAGGAUUUCCCCAUCCUCUUCAGACAGGUGCAGAGUGAGAUCCCAGGCUCACCUGUGUUUCUCAUGAAGCUGGCCCAGCAUGCACGGCACCUAGAGGUGCAGAUCCUUGCUGACCAGUACGGGAACGCCGUGUCCCUCUUCGGGCGUGACUGCUCUAUCCAGCGGCGACACCAGAAGAUCAUUGAGGAGGCGCCGGCCACCAUUGCCACGCCAGCUGUAUUCGAGUUCAUGGAACAGUGUGCUGUCCGCCUGGCCAAGACCGUGGGCUACGUGAGUGCGGGAACGGUCGAGUAUCUCUACAGCCAGGACGGCAGCUUCCACUUUCUGGAGCUGAACCCUCGUCUGCAGGUGGAACAUCCCUGCACAGAGAUGAUUGCCGACGUCAACCUGCCGGCUGCCCAGCUGCAGAUCGCCAUGGGGGUGCCGCUGCACCGGCUGAAGGACAUCCGGCUCCUGUACGGAGAGUCACCUUGGGGGGUGACACCCAUUUCUUUCGACACCCCUGCCAACCCUCCCCUCGCCCGAGGCCACGUCAUCGCAGCCAGGAUCACCAGUGAGAACCCUGAUGAGGGAUUUAAGCCGAGCUCAGGGACCGUGCAGGAGCUGAACUUCCGCAGCAACAAGAACGUGUGGGGCUACUUCAGCGUGGCAGCUGCCGGGGGCCUGCACGAGUUUGCCGAUUCCCAGUUUGGCCACUGCUUCUCCUGGGGAGAGAACCGGGAAGAGGCCAUUUCGAACAUGGUGGUGGCACUGAAGGAGCUGUCCAUCCGUGGCGACUUCAGGACUACAGUGGAGUAUCUCAUCAACCUCCUGGAGACUGAGAGCUUCCAGAGCAACGACAUCGACACGGGCUGGCUGGACCACCUCAUCGCCGAGAAAGUGCAGGCUGAGAAACCCGACGUCAUGCUCGGGGUGGUGUGCGGGGCUUUGAACGUGGCCGAUGCAAUGUUUAGAACCUGUAUGACAGACUUCUUGCACUCCCUGGAAAGGGGCCAGGUCCUUCCCGCCGAUUCCCUGCUGAACAUUGUGGAUGUGGAGUUAAUUUACGGAGGCGUCAAGUACAUCCUCAAGGUGGCUCGGCAGUCUCUGACCAUGUUCGUGCUCAUCAUGAACAACUGCCACAUCGAGAUCGACGCCCACCGGCUCAACGACGGGGGGCUGCUACUCUCCUACAACGGCAGCAGCUACACCACCUACAUGAAGGAGGAGGUGGACAGUUACCGGAUCACCAUCGGCAACAAGACAUGCGUGUUCGAGAAGGAGAACGACCCCACGGUGCUGAGGUCACCGUCAGCAGGGAAGCUGAUGCAGUAUACGAUAGAGGACGGGGGCCAUGUGGAGGCCGGCAGCAGCUAUGCUGAGAUGGAGGUGAUGAAGAUGAUCAUGACUCUGAACGUGCAGGAGAGCGGCCGGGUGAAGUACAUCAAGCGGCCAGGGGCCGUGCUGGAAGCCGGCUGCGUGGUGGCUCGGCUGGAGCUCGAUGACCCUUCUAAAGUGCGCCCGGCUGAGCCCUUCAGAGGAGAGCUCCCCGCCCAGCAAACUCUGCCCAUCCUGGGGGAGAAGCUGCAUCAGGUUUUCCACAAUGUUCUAGAAAACCUGACCAACGUCAUGAGUGGCUACUGUCUCCCGGAGCCCAUAUUCAGCAAAAAGCUCAAGGAGUGGGUGCAGAAGCUGAUGAUGACGCUCCGGCACCCGUCGCUGCCGCUGCUGGAGCUGCAGGAGAUCAUGACGAGCGUGGCGGGUCGCAUCCCAGCGCCCGUGGAGAAGGCGGUCCGCAGGGUGAUGGCCCAGUACGCCAGCAACAUCACCUCGGUGCUGUCCCAGUUCCCCAGUCAGCAGAUAGCCACCAUCCUGGACUGCCACGCGGCCACAUUGCAGCGCAAGGCCGACCGCGAGGUCUUCUUCAUGAACACGCAGAGCAUUGUGCAGCUGGUGCAGAGGUACCGCAGCGGCACCCGCGGCUACAUGAAGACGGUGGUGUUGGACCUCCUGCGACGCUAUCUGCAAGUGGAGCACCAUUUCCAACAAGCCCACUACGACAAGUGCGUCAUCCAGCUCAGAGAGCAGUUCAAGCCGGACAUGUCCCAGGUGCUGGACUGCAUCUUCUCACACGCGCACGUGGCCCAGAAGAACCAGCUGGUGACCAUGCUGAUCGACGAGCUGUGUGGCCCGGACCCCUCCCUGUCGGAUGAGCUGACCUCCAUCCUCAGUGAGCUCACGCAGCUGAGCAAGAGCGAGCACUGCAAAGUGGCCCUCAGAGCCCGACAGGUGCUGAUCGCCUCUCACCUGCCCUCCUACGAGCUGAGACACAACCAGGUCGAGUCCAUCUUCCUGUCUGCUAUUGACAUGUACGGCCACCAGUUCUGCCCGGACAACCUCAAGAAACUGAUCCUUUCAGAGACAACCAUCUUCGACGUCCUGCCCACCUUCUUCUACCACGCCAACAAGGUGGUGUGCAUGGCCUCCCUGGAGGUGUACGUGCGAAGGGGCUAUAUCGCCUACGAGCUGAACAGCCUGCAGCACCGGCAGCUCCCGGAUGGCACGUGCGUGGUGGAAUUCCAGUUCAUGCUGCCCUCUUCCCACCCGAACCGGAUGUCCUUGCCCGUGAGCAUCAGCAACCCCGACCUGCUAAGGCACAGCACGGAGCUCUUCAUGGACAACGGCUUCUCCCCACUGUGCCAGCGGAUGGGCGCCAUGGUCGCCUUCAGGAGGUUCGAGGAUUUCACCAGGAACUUUGAUGAUGUCAUCUCCUGCUUCGCCAAUAUGCCCAAGGACACGCCGCUCUUCAGCAAGGCCAGCAACUCCCUAUACCCUGAGGACGAUGGCAAGAGCCUCUGGGAAGAACCCAUCCACAUCCUGAACGUGGCCAUCGAGCACGCAGACCACCUGGAUGACGAGGCGCUGGUGCCCAUCUUCCGCACCUUCGUGCAGUCCAAGAAGAAUAUCCUCAAGGAUUGUGGACUCCGAAGAAUUACAUUCCUGAUUGCCCAGGAGAAAGAAUUCCCCAAGUUCUUCACUUUCAGAGCGAGAGACGAGUUUGCGGAGGACCGAAUUUACCGCCACUUGGAGCCUGCCCUGGCCUUCCAGCUGGAGCUCAGCCGCAUGCGCAACUUCGACCUGACCGCCGUACCGUGUGCCAACCACAAGAUGCACCUGUACCUGGGUGCUGCCAAGGUCAAGGAAGGGGUGGAGGUGACAGACCACAGGUUCUUCAUCCGCGCCAUCAUCAGGCACUCGGACCUGAUCACCAAGGAGGCGUCCUUUGAGUACCUACAGAACGAGGGCGAGCGGCUGCUCCUGGAGGCCAUGGACGAGCUGGAGGUGGCCUUCAACAACACCACUGUGCGCACUGACUGCAACCACAUCUUCCUCAACUUCGUGCCCACCGUCAUCAUGGACCCCCUGAAGAUCGAGGAAUCGGUGCGCUCCAUGGUGAUGCGCUACGGCAGCCGGCUGUGGAAGCUCCGUGUGCUGCAAGCCGAGGUCAAGAUCAACAUCCGCCAGAGCACCAGCGGCAUGGCCCUGCCCAUCCGCCUCUUUAUCACCAAUGAGUCCGGCUACUACCUGGACAUCAGCCUCUACAAGGAAGUGACCGACCCCAGAUCUGGCAAUAUCAUGUUUAACUCCUUCGGCAACAAGCAAGGGCCACAGCACGGGAUGCUGAUCAACACGCCCUAUGUCACCAAGGACUUGCUGCAGGCCAAGCGCUUCCAGGCCCAGUCGCUGGGCACCACCUAUGUGUACGACUUCCCGGAAAUGUUCAGACAGGCCCUCUUUAAGCUGUGGGGCACUCCGGACAAAUAUCCCAAAGACAUCCUGACCUACACAGAGCUGGUGCUGGAUUCUCAGGGCCAGCUGGUGGAGAUGAACCGGCUUCCCGGCGGCAACGAGGUUGGCAUGGUGGCUUUCAAGAUGAGGUUCAAGACCCAGGAGUACCCGGAAGGGCGGGUCGUGGUGGUCAUCAGCAAUGACAUCACCUUCCGUAUCGGGUCCUUUGGCCAAGGGGAGGACCUGCUGUUUGCGCGGGCGUCCGAGCUGGCCCGGGCCGAGGGCAUCCCCAGGAUCUACCUGGCGGCCAACAGCGGGGCCCGUAUCGGCCUGGCCGAGGAGGUCAAGCACCUGUUCCAGGUCGCCUGGGUGGACCCCGAGGACCCACACAAGGGAUUUAAAUACCUGUACCUGACCCCGCAAGACUACACCAAGAUCAGCUCCCUCAACUCUGUGCACUGCAAGCACGUCGAGGAAGGAGGAGAAUCCAGGUAUGUCAUCACAGACAUCAUCGGGAAGGAUGACGGCCUGGGUGUGGAGAACCUGCGGGGCUCGGGCAUGAUCGCUGGGGAGUCCUCCCUGGCCUAUGACGAGAUCGUCACCAUCAGCAUGGUGACCUGCCGGGCCCUUGGUAUUGGGGCAUACCUGGUGAGGCUGGGCCAGCGCGUGAUCCAGGUGGAGAACUCCCACAUCAUUCUCACAGGAGCCAGCGCUCUCAACAAGGUGCUGGGGAGAGAGGUCUACACAUCCAACAACCAGCUGGGCGGCGUGCAAAUCAUGCAUUACAACGGCGUCUCCCACGUCACCGUGCCGGAUGACUUCGAGGGGGUCUUUACCAUCCUGGAAUGGCUGUCCUAUGUGCCAAAGGAUAACCGCAGCCCAGUCCCGAUCAUCACCCCCAGCGACCCCAUUGACAGAGAAAUCGAAUUCUUCCCAUCCAGGGCGCCCUACGACCCCCGCUGGAUGCUCGCGGGAAGGCCCCACCCCACUCUGAAGGGCACUUGGCAGAGUGGGUUCUUCGACCAGGGCAGCUUCAAGGAGAUCAUGUCGCCUUGGGCCCAGACCGUGGUGACGGGACGAGCCAGGCUAGGGGGCAUCCCUGUGGGAGUGAUUGCCGUGGAGACGCGAACCAUGGAGGUGGCCGUUCCGGCAGACCCUGCCAACCUGGACUCCGAGGCCAAGGUGAUCCAGCAGGCCGGCCAGGUGUGGUUCCCAGACUCAGCCUACAAAACCGCCCAGGCCAUCAAGGACUUCAACCGGGAGAAACUGCCGCUGAUGCUCUUUGCCAACUGGAGGGGUUUCUCCGGUGGCAUGAAAGACAUGUACGACCAGGUGCUCAAGUUCGGCGCCUACAUUGUGGACGGCCUCAGGCAGUACCAGCAACCCGUGUUGAUCUAUAUCCCGCCCUACGCCGAGCUCCGUGGCGGCUCCUGGGUGGUGGUGGACCCCACCAUCAACCCCCUGUGCAUAGAGAUGUACGCCGACAAGGAGAGCAGAGGGGGUGUCCUGGAGCCAGAAGGCACGGUGGAGAUUAAGUUCCGAAAGAAAGACCUGACAAAGGCAAUGAGGAGGAUCGACCCGACCUAUAGGAAGCUCAUGGAACAGCUGGGUUCAGCCCAGCUCUCCGAGCAGGACCGCAGGGACCUGGAGGGCCGGCUAAAGGCCCGCGAGGAGCUGCUGCUCCCCAUCUACCACCAAGUGGCAGUGCAGUUUGCCGACCUCCACGACACUCCCGGCCGCAUGCUGGAGAAGGGCGUGGUCUCUGAUGUCCUGGAGUGGAGGACCUCGCGCACCUUCCUGUACUGGCGCCUGCGUCGCCUCCUCCUGGAGGACCAGGUCAAGCAGGAGAUCCUGCGGGCCAGCAGUGAACUGAGCCAUGUGCACAUCCAGUCCAUGCUGCGCCGCUGGUUCGUGGAGACUGAGGGCCCUGUGAAGGCCUACCAAUGGGACAACAAUGAGGUGGUAGUGAGGUGGCUGGAGCAGCACUGGCAGGAGGAAGACGGCCUGCGCUCCACCAUCCGUGAGAACAUCAAGUACCUGAAACGCGACUCCGUCCUCAAGACCAUCCGAAGGCUUGUUCAAGAGAACUCUGAGGUGGCCAUGGACUGCAUUGUGCACCUGAGCCAGCAUUUGAGUCCAGCCGAGCGCGCCCAGCUGGUUCAGCUGCUGUCCACCUUGGAGAGCCCGGCCUCCACUUGACCCACCAACCCCCCAAGCCAAUCCCAGGACUGCAGGCAGGAGAGCCACGCCGUUUGCAAAAUCCAGCCACCCUGCUCCAAUCCCUCCUGGGCGAUGCUGCUAGUACUGCUGGUCCCCAGCCUACUCCCACCAGGACAAGGACUUAGGAGAGAUCCCCUUCAGAGUGUCCCCUUGGGGAACAGGGCCCAUACCACAGUGUGGCUGCAGCACUGGAUACUACAGGGAACAAACCACAGAGCCCCCUCCUGCUUCCUGGUGCCUGGAGUGCCGGGUACACCUCAUUUCACGGUCAGUUUGUGGCAUCUUUCACAGUUUUACUUCCAAACUGAUGCCUGACAGCAGCACUGGAUCUAUUUCAGCGGAAGGAAACAGAUCCUGGGGGCAACGGUGGCUUCCAGAUAAGACAGGAGAGUUUAUGAGUGAAGAUUCUUAUUUGGAUACCCCAGGGAAGGGGAUGCCUGAUUUUUCCAAGACAACAAAUGGGGUGUUUUGUCCCUAGGAGCCCUAGGGAGUCAGGCUGGUGGCGCUCAUGAGCAGAUUUUUCUGAGAAGAAGAAAAUGAAGUGAGCAAAAAUGCCUGUCGGUAGAUCCCAGGGCCUGUAGAAGAUUCUAGGGUGGGCACUGCUGCCCCACCUUCCUGUGCACACCCUCCUGCCAGAGCUGGCGGCAGAGGUGCCACCCUCAGCAGCUCGCUCUCAGAAUGCUGCUAUAGCUGGGGCCCUGCCAGCCUGUCGUUUCUGCUGGCUUUCCUGCCUGCCGCCUUAAUGUCCCAUGCCGGGAUCCAGCGCUUGCGGGGACCAAGGACAGGACUGGGAAGACCCUGCUGACAGGUGCAGGGAGGGCUUUGCAACCUCUCCCGACUCCUGCCCCGCUCUGGUCCUCUGGCCCACUCCCACGGCUGAGGACACCAGACAUGAGGCCUGGUGGGUGUGGAGACCACUGAGGCUGCCCAGGGAUGCCUCCGCAAGGUGCGUGAGGUGGUUCUCUGGCCGGUGGUCAGCGACAGGCAUCCUACACAGGGGCAAAGUGGGAGGGGCAGGAGGAAGGUGAGUCCACUGUCUAGUACCCCAGACCAAAGACUUGGGGCUGCCCUGGGAGCAGAAGUCUUUCCUUUGUGGAUGGGGCCCUAUCUUUGGUGGAUAGUCGCUACCCCCGAGCCACAGCAGAAGAGCUGCCAGAAACACAGAAUAAACUAUUUUUU